CAAGUGUAAAGCUCUUGGGGUUAUCAGACGCACAUGGCAAACCUGGCUGGAGCCGUCUUUGAAGGAUACCUGCAGGCCCCAGGUCUCGGAAAAUGUGGCUUGUCCUACCGGUUUCACAACGAAUCGAUGGAGCCACCAGCACCAGCGGCAGUGAAAGCCCAACGUCAAGAGCUUGGCUGGUCCUGCCAAGAGAAGGAUAUGACCUGCUACAGUGCAAUUUGCAGUAUUCCUGACCUGGGCCUGGAAUCGGAGGAAGUUAUAAUCUCAGUGGACGCUACUGGAGAAGACAGGUGUCAGAAGAUGCUAUUGCAGUCACUUACUCGCCCAGACCUUGGCUUGACCAUCCUACGCCUUGAUAGCGACGGCCAGAUGAUUGGUGGCGAUGAGACUUGGACAGCGGACCAAUCACCCAUUAUCCGUGCAAAGCUGUGUAUGCCAGAACGAAAAGCACCAGUCCCACGAGUCCCGCGACCACCCACGAACGGGCCAUCUUCUCCUGUUCGACGGGUGAAUUCCAGAUCUAUUCGAGUUUCUGAGCCUGAUGCAGAGCCUGCUCCAGGACCAGUUGCGAAAGCAGAGCUCAAAGUGGAGACAGACACAGAAGAGCUGUUAGGGUUUGGUGUGGUGGGUGGAAGCGAGAUUCCAGACACAGAGGAUGUGAGUCUUUGCAUGCCACUCCCAACCGGUGACGAAUCAACUGGCCGGGUUCUGCCUGGUGAUCAUGCACCCCGAUCUGCGCACGCAGGGGGCAUUGGACGCUCAGCAGGGGCCAUCAUGAAGGAGUCUAAAGCGCAUGCAUUUGGCUACAAGAAAACCGAGUCAACGCGGCCUGAUUUGGCCACAGGAAAGCCAGGAGCGAAGCUUCAAGAUUCACUGGGCCCAAGUGGCACUGAAGAUGAGAUGAAAGCUACAGCUGCAGCCAACCAGGAGCGCUUCAUAGCAGCAGCAGUGGCUGGGGAAGUUGAUGAUGUGCAACAGCUUCUUGGUCGAGCUGGAGUACGCAUUGAUGGCAAUGUGGAGCAAGGCCGAAACGCCAAUCUUACAGCCCUCAUGGCGGCUUCGGCGAGGGGACGCACAGAUGUGGUGAGAGUGCUCCUGGACAGGAAGGCGGGUAUCGACAUCAGAGACCAAGAGGGUUGGAGUGCACUGAUGCAUGGAAUUCAUGGACAGAGGAUAGAAGCGUGCCAGCUCUUGUUGGAUGCCAAAGCGGAAUUCCAGCAGGCAGAAGGUGGAUCUACUCCUUUGAUCCUUGCAGCUUCAGGGGCUCGCUAUGAGCUGUGUAAGGCCCUGCUGGAAAAGAAGGCGGCGCUUUCAGUCCCUGACUCUGAAGGAUGUACAGCUUUGCAUCAUGCGGCCCGCAGGGGACGCGGUGCAGCCGUUGCAACUCUCUUGAGUGCUCGUGCCAAGCUUGAGAAGCAAGAUUCGCGAGGCCACACGCCACUGAUGGCAGCUGCCGCAGCUGGACGCGCAGAUACAGUCCAGCUGCUCCUGGCACACGGUGCUGAUGCUAAGGCAGUGGACUCCUCGGGAAGGGGAGCCAAAGACCUCGCGAUUGCCUUUCAACACGAUCGUGUUCUCAAGGUACUGCAAAAUCCUCGGGCUUAAAGAAUGAACCGAAUAAACCUGCAAAAGAAAAACUACGGGAAUAUAAUAUAUUUAGUAAUAUUUCUAUGUAUCGGGUAAUCAAAAUAUUUGAAUAUUUAAUAUAAUAUAUUUUAUAUAUUAUAUUUCAAAAUAAUAUAUGAAUGAUUUGGAUUUCAGGGUUAUAUUUGGGUUUAUUGAUG
Durusdinium trenchii is the source of this 1784-nucleotide messenger RNA. The record is from the annotation of a GenBank genome assembly. Lineage: Eukaryota; Dinophyceae; Suessiales; Symbiodiniaceae.